UACAAGUGUACUUGGAUGAAAAACAUAGACCAUAAAAAUAUUCUUGAUAAUAUUACUGAUAAAGCAGACCAAUUUUUUCCCCACCAAACAAAUUCACACUCUGCUUUCUAUAUAAGCCUCACUCUUCAUCCACCAAAGCUCAAGAAACAGUGUGCUAUAACAAUGGCUCAUCAGUCUCUUUACCUUCUCUUCCUCGUUGUCUUAUCAUCAAUCAGGAGCCAUGUAAUUCAAGUUGAGGCUCGCCAUCUUCUGGACGCAACUUUGCCAGAUCUCCCCAUUGGUCUCCCAAAACCUGAGCUACCAACAUUACCUAUGCCCAAUCUUCCACUGCCGCAGCCUGGAUUGCCCACACUACCUAUGCCCAAUCUUCCACUGCCGCAGCCUGGAUUGCCCACAUUACCUAUGCCUAAUCUUCCUCUGCCACAACUUCCAAACCCUCAGCUGCCACCUUUGCCCAAACCGGAUUUGCCAUUACCUAUGCCACAACUUCCCAAACCUCAGCUACCUCUGCCACAGUUGCCAAUACCAUUGCCACCUCUGCCAAGCCCUUAAGUACUAAUGUUCCUUCAAUGAUUGGGAAGUGUACUACGUGCUAUCCAGGAUGACUCGUUUGUAUCAUUAUUGUCGUAUUUGUGAACCUGCUCAUGUUAAUGUUGUUAAACUUUCGUAUGUAAUCUCUUAUUAGUAAGUCAAUUGUUUGUCAGUUAACAUUAUUAAAUUACUUCUGUGAAUGA
This is a messenger RNA of Solanum pennellii, 734 nucleotides long. RefSeq names its product protein PELPK1-like. Lineage: Eukaryota; Viridiplantae; Streptophyta; Magnoliopsida; Solanales; Solanaceae. The coding region runs from base 16 to 552 and encodes 178 amino acids. The record is from RefSeq and is a predicted model, not a curated record. The transcript has a single exon.